AUGUCGCUGUGCAGAGAUCCGAAGUUCCAAGAUCUUAAAAGUUUUGUGGAAGUCAAUGAAAAAGAUCGACUUAGCAUUUACGAGCAACUUCUCAAUGAUCCAGAGCGUUUCAAUAAAUACACUCGUACUAUUGACACUCCUGAUGGGACUGUAUUGUUUGACUUUUCCAAACAUCGAAUAUCCGACACCACAUUCGAAAAGUUGAUGGAGCUGGUGAGACCUGUUUACCACGUUUGUCGAUGUAACGAAUGUGGGAAAUUAUUCCCUUUUCAACAUUAG
Messenger RNA from Strongylus vulgaris, 279 nucleotides. The record is from the annotation of a GenBank genome assembly. Lineage: Eukaryota; Metazoa; Nematoda; Chromadorea; Rhabditida; Strongylidae.